Molecule: messenger RNA, 408 nt
Organism: Microthlaspi erraticum
Lineage: Eukaryota; Viridiplantae; Streptophyta; Magnoliopsida; Brassicales; Brassicaceae
Source: the annotation of a GenBank genome assembly
AUGAAAGGAAACUUUUUGAUUCUUUGUUUUUAUUGCUUCGUCGAUUCCACCGGAAAAGAAACAAAACGCGGCCACUCGGCUGAACGGCAUGUCUCGUCACCGGUGAUAGCGGAAGCUCUAGCGCUCCGAUCAGCCCUCAAUCAAGCACUUGAAGACGGAAUCCCCAAUCUUCUCGUCCUUUCAGACGCUCAUGAUCUAAUCCGAGCUAUUAAUUCGCAAGAGCAAAUCAAGUCGAUCUUCGGAAUCCUCUUUGAUAUCCAUGCUCUCGCCUCCUUGUUCGAUUCGAUCUCCUUUAGUUUCAUUCUUAGAUCGGAAAAUGUUAUCACCGAUUCCAUUGCAAAGUUUGCAAAGAGUCGUUUGAUUGACCUCUCUUCCCAACUGGGGCCCAGUGUUGUAUUCGAAACUUAA